Molecule: messenger RNA, 3291 nt
Organism: Fonsecaea nubica
Lineage: Eukaryota; Fungi; Ascomycota; Eurotiomycetes; Chaetothyriales; Herpotrichiellaceae
Exons: 1
Coding region: 1-3291 (1096 amino acids)
Biological process (GO): DNA recombination; nucleotide-excision repair, DNA gap filling; double-strand break repair via nonhomologous end joining
Cellular component (GO): DNA ligase IV complex
Molecular function (GO): DNA ligase (ATP) activity; DNA binding; ATP binding
Source: RefSeq, a predicted model, not a curated record
AUGCCCUUCAAGUUCAAGUACCUCGUACAACUCCUCGAAGAACUCGAUACAGCCCAGAAAAAAGCACAAUCAUCCUCAACGCGCCCUUCGCGGCCCUUGCAUGAACUCAUCAUCCAGUGGUUCAGGAACCACGACUCCGAAAUCGUCCGACAUGGACCCUCCGCCGUGGCAUUCCUGUCUUGCCUGCUGUUGGAGCGAGUGCCACAUCUCGUCUAUGGCCUGCAGCCCAAGCCCUUAGCUGGCGUCUUAUCCAAGGCUCUGUUCAUCGAGAACACAUCCCGUAGUCGGCAGCUACUUGCGUGGGAGGCUACAGGUUUCGAUUUUGCGACCUGUCUUGAGAAGUGUGUUAUGAGCCUGGCCGAGAAUGAUCCACCGCCUGUCGAUAGAGAGGUAACGCUGGAGGAGGUCGAUGCUGUUUUGCGACAGCUUGCCGCCAAUUCCAGGUUUGCUUCGCCCGAAAUGAGGAAGCAUAGAGAUGGCGCUAGGUCUGAGACCCUUCUGCGAUCCAUUCUAUCGCGGCUCCAUAGCAAAGAGGCCAAGUGGUUUGUGAGGAUGAUUCAGAAGUCCUAUGACCCCGUCCAGAUUCCAGAGCACCUGGUCCUGGGAUGCUUCCACUUUUUGCUGCCUGAUAUUCUCCCAUUCCAGAACUCUCUCGUCGAGGCGAUCAAAGUCCUAGGGCAACCCGAAUUGGUCUCCAUCCCUCAUGACCCACCCCGUGCUCUGCAACGAAGGUAUCGACAAGAAUGCGCUCGACACUUGACACCCAAGCUUGGUGUCAUGAUCAAGCGCCAAGAGUAUGAAAGGGCGAGGAGUAUCAGGCACUGCUGCCAGAUAGCGAACGCGAGGACGAUGAGCAUCGAGCGCAAGUAUGACGGCUGGUACUGCCAGGUCCAUAUCGACAAGUCAAAAGGCAAAGACUGUAUACAGCUAUUCUCCAAGCGUGGUAAAGACUCGACGAAGCCUUGGUUCCGGCUUCACGGAGCACUGGAGGCCGGCCUACGUCUUAGUGAACCGGAUUGUGCGAUCGCUCAAAAUUGUAUACUUGAAGGCGAAAUGUUGGUCUGGAGUCACUCGCGGAGAACCAUUCUGCCAUUCGAAAAGAUCCGGAAAUAUAUCCAAUACAACGGCAGAGCGGUAGGCGCCGCUGCCGACUCUCCAAGAUCGUCAGACGAACAAUUGAUGAUUAUAUUCUAUGACUGCCUUUGGCACGACAAUCAGAACCUUGUCAACCAGCCUCAAUAUUUGCGGCGCCGUCGAUUGGAGCAGAUUGUCAGCGUUACCGAAGGUUUUGCUCAGCUCGGCGAGUGUCGGGAGAUUAGAUUCGGCACGAAAAGCGCCAAAGAGGAACUCCAAAAGUUCUUCGGACAUGCGAUUGAACAGAGAUGGGAGGGGUUCGUGCUGAAAGGCCGCCGCGAUGCCUAUUUCUCAACUCUGUGGAACGCCAAUGCGAUCAAGUUGAAGAAGGACUAUAUCAAGGGACUCGGGGAUGCAGCUGACCUCUGCAUCGUUGGCGGUCGCAAAGACGCGGCGGAAGCAGACAAGUAUGGCUGGUGCGUCAACUGGACGACGUUCUAUGCCGCAUGCCUCAAGAAUAAGGAAGCCGUCCAAAGAUUCGGGCUCAAGCCAGAAUUUCUGAUCAUUGACAUCCUGACACGUCAGACCAUGUCGGAAGAGACGUUUCGGGAGCUGAAUCAACGUGGUUUGGGAUUCUGCUCGCCCUUUUCUGAAUCGACCGAGCACAUGAACGUCACCAGCGACCAGCCAGAUAUCGCGCGCCAACCUCCCACAAUCUUGUUCACCAAGCCGUUUGUUGUUGAAGUGACUGGAGCCGCCUUUACCAAGCCCGCAGACGUUGCCUACUACACGCUGCGGUUUCCUCGUGACGUCAAGUUGCACUUUGGUCGGUCUUUGACGGAUACUCACAGCUUUGAAGAGCUACAGGAGAUUGCAAGAGAGAGCCUCACUCCUGCGGAUCCCGAAGAACAGGAAGAGGUUGAUUGGAUCAGACGUCUCAUUGAAGCUGAUGGAAAGCGACAUCAGUGUGUCGACCUCCACGCGGGAGGCACACCGAGCCCUUCGCGUUCAUCCGCUGCCAGCAUCAGCAUAUGUGCCUCGUCCCCUCCAUCUGCCAGCCACAUUCAGACUACCGGCGGACACCCAUCGCAAUCACCCCUGAGCAGUCGCAAUCUUACUGUUAUGCGUAACGGCACACCGAGCCCCAGGCUCACCCGCAGCCAUGAAUCGUCUCCUCUUGCAUUGGCAGCAACCGAUGAAGAGAGUGUGGGGCCGUCCGUAGGGCCAAUACGACCAAGGUAUGAUGCCUCUGGUCUCGAAUCGGGGGUCAAACGUAAAUAUGAAACUUCCAGCUUGGCCAUGACGGUCGACAAGCGACCAAGAAAUAAUAAUACUGUGAAGGGGCUUCUUACUCCUCUAGAGUCCUCUCUUCGAGACCAGAUGACCUCUGUCCAACCCCAUGAACCUUCAGCAGUAUUCCGAUCUCCACGAAAACUCACGGAACGGAGGUAUUCUGCCUCCACCCCACGCGAACCUCUUGGUGAGCUGAAAAACGUCCGUGCCAAACCGGCGUCAGAGCAGAAAAGUACCACUCCAGCUUGGCCUGUUAAUCACGGCGACGAGCUAGAUCCUAAAAGGCCCGUCGGGAAGCUUGCAGAGAAGACGAGUCUCGCAUCUCAACAAGCGAGUCCAUGCCUGACGCAGCCAGCAGCCUCCGCUCUGGACAAUAUCAUACUGACGGUCAUGUCAUCUUCGACGCUUCGCCUCGAGGACGUCAAGUCGGCCAAUUGGCUGACGGUGGUGUUUGUGCAGCUCGUCGACAAGACAUACUCGAAGAGCGUGCGCGACACUAUCUACGAAACCACAAAGGCAGUUCUGAAAGAGUACAGAAGACGGCGCAGCGAGGAGAAACAACGGCGGCUGGACCACCGUGGGGAAGGUCUGGUACCGACAGCACCGAUCCCUCGGCCACGACGGCAGCAGCAGCAGCAGCAGCAAAGGAUGAUUCUCUUUUACGACGAGAAGAUUCGAUCUCAAUCUCAAUCUCGGCCUCUACCUUCUUUCUCGGAUCCGUCGUCGCCAGAACUUCUCAGAGGUGCAGGCGACGUGUUGCGGAGGAAGUCGUCCAAGAAGUAUUUCGCGGGGGGAUUGCUCUUGACUAUCGACGAGGAUAAGGACGAGGUUGUGUCCAGAGUCAUCUGGCAUUGGCGCGAAUCUGUCAUGCUUUUGGACGAGGUGCAGUACAAAUACAGUAUAUGCAGGGUAGAACAGUCGUGA